UACAGGGGACCUGAUUUUCUAUCCUAAAAUACAGUGCUACAUAAAAUUAUUAAAUGUAUUGUUGUUGUUUUGAAUUGAUUGUGCUUCAUUCAGUAUUUAGUAGUGCUAUUUUAAACACACACACACAAUGCUUGAUAAGGGAUUUGCCAGUGACAAAUGAAGCAGGAUAGUUUUAAUUGGAGAUGGUGUUUUUGAUGAUGCUCUCGCUUUGUGUAAUCUUCACUCUCCCAUUCAUAAUCCCCUCUUAUCUCCUCAUGGUUGUGGACUCUAACCAUUCGUCUUAAAAUGAACGAGUGGGCCAACAGCACAGCAGUAAUGAUGGAGCAGUCCUGGACGAGGGUUGAGAGGUCAGUGCUGGUGGCACUUCUGAGCGUGGAGAUGGUGUUGGGGGUCAUUGGGAACUGUCUGGUACUACUGGUAAAAAUCAUGUGUAGGGGUCGGUUUCCCUGUAGAUACUGGGUCCCCUUCGUCAGUCUGACCCUCUCCGACCUUGGCUCCUCCCUGCUCAUCAUCUCUGGCUCCUUAUUGGCUAUACUGACUAAGGGUCAGAGGUCACCAUUGUGCGAGGUCGUCAGCUUGCUCAAAUUCGCCUUCAUCACUUCCUCAAUUGGAAGCAUAGCGAUUCUCUGCGUCCAGCGAGCCAAGGGCAUGGCCGCCACAGGAAGUGGCGCCUCUGUUGUCGUGGCGCUGGCUUGCCUGGCUUCCUGGUUGACAGGGGCGGUGUUUGGGAGCAUCCCUGUGGUCUACAAUUGGAUCAGGUACGACCCUGCAGAGAUGCUGUGUGCAGUGUUCUGGGACAGCAGUUACUCUGACAUGCUGGUCUACAUCCUCUGUGCUUUCUCCAUCUGCAUCUUCCUCCCCUUCCUCCUCAUCCUCUUCUGCUCUCUCUUCACCGCUGCUGGCUGUGGGAGGAACUGCGACAGUGACCCAGAUGACCUCUCCUCUGUCACUCCUCUGAUGGUGGCCUUCUACCUGUUCUGCAACACUCCCUUCGCUGUGUCUGAGCUGAUUCUCCUGGGUAGACUGGACCUAUCCCCUGCACCUAAUUGGCUGAGAACCCUGUCGUCCGUGAUGUCCUACCUAGACUGCGGGUUGAACCCAAUCAUCUACUGUGUCAAUCAGAACUUCCGGGAGGCGGGACUUGCUCUGUUCUGGACCAGUAGGAAGUUGUUAUUCUCUGAGCCUGUGCUGACAAGCGUGACAACGUUAGAAUUGUAAAG
Messenger RNA from Coregonus clupeaformis (lake whitefish), 1220 nucleotides. Its product is annotated as galanin receptor type 1. Lineage: Eukaryota; Metazoa; Chordata; Actinopteri; Salmoniformes; Salmonidae. Gene Ontology annotation, cellular component: membrane. The record is from RefSeq and is a predicted model, not a curated record. The transcript is spliced from 7 exons. The coding region runs from base 286 to 1218 and encodes 310 amino acids. Gene Ontology annotation, biological process: G protein-coupled receptor signaling pathway. Gene Ontology annotation, molecular function: G protein-coupled receptor activity.